This is a messenger RNA of Lacerta agilis (Sand lizard), 1029 nucleotides long. RefSeq names its product zinc finger protein RFP-like. The coding region runs from base 139 to 1014 and encodes 291 amino acids. Lineage: Eukaryota; Metazoa; Chordata; Lepidosauria; Squamata; Lacertidae. The record is from RefSeq and is a predicted model, not a curated record. The transcript has 5 exons. Gene Ontology annotation, molecular function: zinc ion binding.
UUUGCAGGGAUCCAGGCUGCGGCGACAGAAGGGAUCCUCCGUCUUUGGACCCCAAAUUUACCUAUACCGCGGCGGGGCCGGACUCUCUUUCUCCCGCGCUGCCCAGACCGCGCAUUUUGCGCUCAAGGAGGCGUACCCAUGGCCGCCGCCGGGGACCCCUCCAUAGCUCUCCAGGACGAAGCGACUUGCUCCAUCUGCUUGGAUUACUUCCGCGACCCGGUGAUGAUCAUCGACUGCGGGCACAGCUUUUGCCGAGCCUGCAUCACCCAGUGCUCGGAGGGGCCUGGCCGCGACCUCUUCUCUUGCCCCCAGUGCAGGAUAGCUUUCCCCCGGGGCAACCUCCGGCCCAACAGGCACUUGGCGAAUAUGGCCGAAGCGAUCAAGCGCCUCCGCUUGCAGCGCCUGAGCCUGGCCGAAGGGGAGCCCAAGAAGGAAGCGCCAAAGUUGUGCGGGAAGCACUACGAAGCCCUCCGGCUCUUCUGCCAAGAGGACCGCGCCUUCAUCUGCCUGGUCUGCAGGGAAUCCCGGGCGCACAAAGCGCACGUCGCCCUCCCCAUCGACGAGGCAGCCCAGGAUGCUAAGGAUCAGCUCCAAAGUUGCCUAAUAACCUUGAAGAAGGAGAGAGAUGAAAUUAUGAAGCGGAAAUGGUGCAGUGAGGGAGGAAUUCAGGAAAUUAAGAAAGAUGUGGAAAACAUCAGGAAUCAAGUUGCGGGAAGGUGGGAACUGCUAGAUGCGUGUGAAGAGAUCAUGAAGUCAAUCGACGAAAUAGCCAGUGAAUUCUCAAAGCGCAGUUCUCAUCUCGCCAAUCUGAUUAAAGAGGUAGAGGAGAAGUGUCUCAAGUCUGCCUUUGAACUCCUGCAGGCUAUGGAUCCCUUGCUGAGCAGGUGCAACAUAGAAAUAUCUGGGAAACCCAAAGCUGAUCUGAAUGAGAAAGUUGAGUUGUUUAAUGAAAAACUACAGCUGGUGACGACCAAGUUGCGUGAGGUUUCAGGUAACAGAUUAUGUUUUAACUAGGAUAAUAACAAGAAC